CCCGGUUCGCGCACACCUGGCCCGCAGGUAGCCGACGCCGGGCGCCUUCUCAGAGGAUCUAAGGGCCUGCGAGCGGGCUCGUCCGCCUCGGGCCCGGGGGGCUCUGCUCCGGUAGCCGUGUCGGCGGGAGCCAUGGACCCGGGCCCGGGGGUCGCUGCGGGAGAAGAGCCACCCGCGCCCCGGCCCCGCCGCCGCCGCCGCUCCCUGCGCCGCCUGUUCAGCCGCUUCCUGCUGGCGCUGGGCAGCCGCUCCCAUCCCGGGGACUCGCCGCCUCGGCCCCAGCCCCAGCCCCAGCCCCAGCCGGGACUCUGCGAUGGCGACGGUGACGGGGGCUUUGCCUGCGCUCCGAGAGCCCAGGGGAGCCCCGGGGAGGAGGAGCGGCCCCCCGGACCCCAGCCCCAGCUCCCCGGCGACGACGGGGCGCGGCCGCCGGGCGCGCAGGGCUUGAAGAACCACGGCAACACCUGUUUCAUGAACGCCGUGGUGCAGUGCCUCAGCAACACCGACCUGCUGGCCGAGUUCCUGGCGCUGGGGCGCUACCGGGCGGCGCCGGGCCGCGCCGAGGUCACCGAGCAGCUGGCGGCGCUCGUGCGCGCGCUCUGGACGCGCGAGUACACGCCCCAACUUUCCGCCGAGUUCAAGAACGCUGUUUCCAAGUACGGCUCUCAGUUCCAAGGGAAUUCCCAGCACGACGCCCUGGAGUUCCUGCUCUGGCUGCUGGACCGUGUGCACGAGGACCUGGGGGGCUCGUCCAGAGGGCCCGCGUCCCAGAAGCUUCCGCCCGAAGCCAGCAAAGCCCCCGAGAACAUCCUGUCACCAUCAGCUCGGCUCCCGCCAGGCCAGAGCUUUGUGCAGAGCCACUUUCAAGCCCAGUACAGGUCUUCGCUGACUUGUCCCCACUGCCUGAAACAGAGCAACACCUUCGAUCCUUUCCUGUGCGUGUCCCUGCCCAUCCCCCUGCGCCAGACGCGGUUCUUGAGUGUCACCUUGGUCUUCCUCUCCAAGAGCCAGCGGUUCCUGCGGGUUGGCCUGGCCGUGCCCAUCCUCAGCACAGUGGCGGCCCUGAGGAAGAUGGUGGCGGAGGAAGGCGGUAUCCCAGUGGAUGAGGUGAUCUUGGUUGAACUGUAUCCUAGUGGGUUCCAGCGAUCUUUCUUUGAUGAAGAGGACCUGAAUAGCAUCGCAGAGGGCGAUAAUGUGUAUGCCUUCCAAGCCUGUCUGGCUCCUGGCCAGGGCACACUUGCAGCGCACCCACCGGGUCUGUCGAUCUCCCCGCGCUUGGCCGCCCGAGAGGGUCAGCGGCCCGGGCUGCCUCUCCACAGUGAGAACAAGGUGCUCAUCCUCUUCUGCAACCUGGUGGGGUCAGGGCAGCAGGCUAGCAGGUUCGGGCCUCCAUUCCUGAUAAGGGAAGAUAGAAGCAUCUCCUGGGCGCAGCUCCAGCAGUGUAUUCUCAGUAAGGUCCGCUGUCUCAUGAGGAGUGAGGCCCCCGUGCAGAACCUGGGGUCUCUGUUCUCCAUCCGGGUUGUGGGCCUCUCCUUGGCCUGCAGCUACUUGUCCCCACAGGACGAUCGGCCCCUCUCUCAGUGGGCAGUCGACAGAGCUCUGCACCUGCGGAAGCCGGGGGGACCUCCCCACGUCAAGCUGGCCGUGGAGUGGGACAGCUCUGCCAAGGAGCGCCUGUUCGGGAGCCUCCAGGAGGAGCGGGUCCAGGAUGCCGACAGCGUGCGGCGGCAGCAGCAGGCACACCAGCAGCACAGCUGCACCCUGGACGAGUGUUUCCAGUUCUACACUAAGGAGGAGCAGCUUGCGCAGGACGACGCGUGGAAGUGCCCGCACUGCCAGGUCCUGCAGCAGGGCACGGUGAAGCUGAGCUUGUGGACCCUGCCCGACAUCCUCAUCAUCCACCUCAAGAGGUUCUGUCAGGUCGGGGAGAGGAGGAACAAGCUGUCCACGCUGGUCAAGUUUCCGCUGUCGGGACUCAACAUGGCCCCCCACAUGGCCCCGAGGGGCAGCAGCGCCACGACGGGGCCGGGCCCCUGGCCCUCCUGGCAGCAGCCGGCCUGCCUGCCCACCACCUACCCACUGGACUUCCUGUACGACUUGUACGCCGUCUGCAACCACCAUGGCAGCCUGCAAGGUGGGCAUUACACAGCCUACUGCAGGAACUCCCUGGAUGGCCACUGGUACAGCUACGAUGACAGCACGGUGGAACCUCUCCAGGAAGACGAGAUCAGCACCAGAGGGGCCUACAUCCUGUUUUAUCAGAAGCGGAACAGCAUCCCGCCCUGGUCAGCCAGCAGCUCCAUGAGAGGCUCCACCAGCUCCUCCUUGUCCGACCACUGGCUCAUGAGGCUCGGGAGCACCAACGGCAGCACGAGGGGGAGCCUGCUGUCCUGGAGCUCCGCCCCCUGCCCCUCGCUGGCCCGGGUGCCCGACUCUCCCAUCCUCACCCACAGCCUCGGCACUCAGGAAAAGGGAGGGCCGGAGGCCAGGUCCUGGGGACGAGGUGCCUGCGGCAGGAGCACCAGCAUGAAGGCGGCCGCUCCCCCCCGAACCAAGCAUGGGCCCUUCAAGACCAUGCCCCUCCGGUGGUCCUUCGGGCCCAGGGAGAAGCGAGCUGGGGCCUCUGCUGAGCUGGUCGAGUACCUGGAGUCCAGGCGCCGGCCUCGGUCCACGAGCCAGUCCAUCGUGCCACUGCUGACGGGCGCCGCUGGCGGGGACGAGAAGUCAGCCUCACCGAGGCCAAAUGGCACGGCUUCUGCUAAGGCUGAAGAUGGCGGAGGAGCCAGCGAAAGGGCACUGUCCACGGUGCCCUGUCCCCAGAGCUACCCAUGUCCAGGCCCGGUUCCUGGAAACCCAGCAAGGAAACUGAAGGAUCACGUGAGUCAGGACAUCCGGCUCCCCAAAAAGUUUGACCUGCCCCUUGCUGUGAUGCCCUCGAUGGAGAGUGAGAGACCAGCCCGGCCGGAGGGCCAGAGGGGCACGAGCUGGAAGGGCAGCGGCCACGUGGGAAGCCAGAGCAGCCCUCCUUCCCCCUCCACGGGGCUGUCCCAAGACAGUAGGGACAGUCGCCGGGAUCCCACAGCCAAGGCAGGGGUGACUGUGGGGGACACCGAGAGGGACAGACCCUUCCAGGGCACGCGCACCCUCCUGAGAUCUGUGUUUUGGAAGAAGGAGAACAGGAGGAUCGAAGUGGCCGAGGGCUCCCCGCCGCCAGGGAGUGGCAGGCUGAGCCCUGCCGUGGACCUGCAGGCUCGAGGCUCGUCCCCCACCCUCAGGGACAUCCAGUCUGCUCCCAGCUCCCUCCACCUGCCCCGCAAAGCCAGCAGGCCUCCGAGAGGCAGCGCCCUGGGCGUGGCACAGAGGUUUGUUCCUGGGGAGCAGACCCCCUGUGGCACCCUGCAGAGGGUGAAGUACCACACCCUUUCCCUAGGACGGAAGAAAAGUCUGCCGGAGUCCAGCUUUUGAUAGGCGUUGCUGUGUUGCAGGAAGCUGGCACUUUGCACUGAGCAGCUGCAGGCAGCCCUUGUUGAGGGGGCAUUUUCAGGAAGCCAGCUGUCUUGCGAUCCCUGAAAAAUCCUUUUUCUGGUCUCCGUUAUCUAGACUUGCAAACACCUAAUGUCCAAAUAAACCCAUGUCCAAAUA
This is a messenger RNA of Oryctolagus cuniculus (rabbit), 3642 nucleotides long. RefSeq names its product ubiquitin specific peptidase 43 (gene USP43). Gene Ontology annotation, molecular function: cysteine-type deubiquitinase activity. NCBI's taxonomy places the organism in Eukaryota, Metazoa, Chordata, Mammalia, Lagomorpha, Leporidae. Gene Ontology annotation, biological process: protein deubiquitination. The record is from RefSeq and is a predicted model, not a curated record.